This is a messenger RNA of Tachysurus vachellii, 2930 nucleotides long. RefSeq names its product aminopeptidase like 1 (gene npepl1). Lineage: Eukaryota; Metazoa; Chordata; Actinopteri; Siluriformes; Bagridae. Gene Ontology annotation, cellular component: cytoplasm. Gene Ontology annotation, molecular function: manganese ion binding; metalloaminopeptidase activity. The transcript has 12 exons. The record is from RefSeq and is a predicted model, not a curated record. Gene Ontology annotation, biological process: proteolysis. The coding region runs from base 81 to 1655 and encodes 524 amino acids.
CGGAGUCGGAUCCCUGCGUGCACGCAAAAGAGCCAUGUGAGAGUCGACUCUCACACUAACGAAAACAUCGCCAGACGAACAUGGCGAAUGUAGUGCUCGAGUUCAAGGCUUCUGUCGGUGACAUAGACACACAAAGUUGCCCAAUGCUCAUAAUUGGGCAGCUCGGGUACUUACAACAAAUAAACUGGACUCAAGUUAAAGGGAAACUGCUGCCGGUGGUGACCAAAGAGACAUGGCAGUUGGCUUUGAGCAGUCUUAAUCCAAACCCGACAGACAGUUGCUCACUGUAUUUGAAUUAUGUGAGUGUGGCAGCUCUGCCUUCCCGUGUAAGCCGUCACAACAGUCCAUCCUCUGCCCACUUUCUUACUCGGUUGGUUCGCACCUGCCUUCCUGCUGGCAACAAUCGCUGCAUCCUGAUGCUGUGUGAACACUCUGAUGUGUUUGCAUCAGCAUGUGCCAUUGCCCGUGCUUUCCCACUCUUUUCUCGACGCUCUGCUUCAUGCACAAUGGAGAAGAAGCAUGUCACAGUGGAGUUUGUCAUUGUUGGCCAGGAAACUAUCCCUUUGGAUCCUUCCACAGUGGUGUCCCUCAACAAUGUGGCCGAUGGUGUUCGUCUGGCAGCACGGAUUGUGGACACUCCUUGCAAUGAGAUGAAUACUGACCAUUUUCUGGAGGAGAUCAAAGCAGUGGCAAAUGAACUGGGCCUCACACCAAAUAUAAUUCGAGGCAAGGAAUUAAAACAAAGAGGCUUUGGAGGUAUCUAUGGUGUAGGUAAAGCAGCUGAACACCCUCCUGCUCUGGCUGUGCUGAGUCACACCCCCUCAGGUGCCACGCAGACAAUUGCAUGGAUCGGCAAGGGCAUUGUAUACGACACCGGCGGCCUUAGCAUUAAAAGCAAAAGCACAAUGCCAGGCAUGAAGAGAGAUUGUGGUGGAGCAGCUGCUAUUUUGGGAGCUUUUAAAGCCACUGUCAAGCAGGGGUUCAAAGAUAACCUCCAUGCAGUGUUCUGCCUGGCUGAGAAUGCAGUGGGGCCUACAGCCACCAGGCCAGAUGAUAUCCACACAUUGUAUUCUGGAAAGACAGUGGAAAUAAAUAACACUGAUGCAGAGGGAAGGUUGGUUCUAUCUGAUGGCGUUGUAUAUGCCAGUAAGGAUCUCUCUGCAGAUAUUAUCCUGGAUAUGGCAACUCUGACUGGAGGUCAGGGAAUCUCCACUGGAAAAUACCAUGCUGCUGUUAUGACCAACAAUGAGCAGUGGGAGACGGCAUGUGUGAGAGCAGGCCGCAGCAGUGGGGAUCUCACACAUCCUCUUGUGUACUGCCCUGAACUCCACUUCAGUGAAUUCACCUCUGCAGUUGCUGACAUGAAGAACUCUGUAGCGGAUCGUGAGAAUGCUCAGAGCUCUUGUGCCGGCCUCUUUAUCGGCUCUCACUUGGGUUUUGACUGGCCAGGGGUGUGGGUACAUGUGGAUAUUGCCUCUCCUGUGCACUCUGGUGAACGUGCUACAGGUUUUGGAGUAGCUCUGCUUUUGGCUCUGUUUGGUCAGGCAUCUGAAGACCCGCUUCUCAAUAUGGUGUCUCCACUGGGCAUCACUACUGCAAAUGCUUCCUCAGCUGACCAGAUGGAGAGAGACAGCAAAAGGAGAAGAUUAGUCUGAAGAGAACAUCAGUCUUCUCAAUGUUCUAUAUUCUGAAAUCAGUGCAAAAACAGCAACAUAAUAUUAAAUGGAUAAAUACAUACAAAUCUCAUUUGUUUGACGUUUAAGCACUGGCCAUUCUAAAUUGCUUUUUUUUAUUCACCUUUACUGGACGUAAGAGCACAAGACAUGAUGUAUGGAAUAAAUAUUAAAGUAUCAAAAUAAAUUUGUCAAGGGAUGCUUAUAUGUAUGUUAUGGAUAACAAUGAAAAAAUUGUUUUUGCUGGACAUGAGGACAGUAGAAAUUAGUAAUCACAUAAUCUGUAAUGGAACAUAGUAAAACAAAAUGGUGGUGCAAAAUGAUUUAAACACUGAAUUCAUGCUUCAUAUUUGUGUGUAAAUUGACAAACUUGUAAAAGCUUUCUUGAAAGGAAUAAAAUGAUUACAAGGACUGUGCUACUAUACAGUGAGGUGUUAAAUAAUUAUUAAUUAUAAGUCAAAAAUAGGUAAUCUGAAGAAAAGAAUGCAUCACUACACUUAACAUGCUAGUUAACAUACAUGUCUACUUCAUAUUGCUUUAAAAAAAACCUACAUACUUCUACAUCAGUCACUAUGGAGGAGCUGCUUGUAAAAGUGGAAGCUUGUAAAAGUUCUAUAUACAUGCUAUCCAUCUAUUUAUCCACUGUAGAAUUUUUGCACCGAACUGUAAUAACUACCGUAUGCUGAUUAGCAGAAUUUAUUUCUUUUAGUCUUUUUCUGUUUUUACCCUUAGGGUACAAAACCCAGAAGGCAAUAUGGCAAUUUAUUUUUCAAUAUAAACAAUGAGACAAUCAGAACCUUUCAGACACGUGACUCUGGAGUCUCAUGGUGACGUUCCAGGAAAUAUAGCAGUGUAAACAUUUGGUCAUUUUUAAAAGCAAGUCAAAUGUUGGUUUUGCGUGCUAUUGAAUCGGACACAAUAUUUUUUUUCAACAACAUAGAGAACUGUUUCUGUUUGGCUGGCUUAAGGAGUGACUUUUGUUUGAGGUUGUGGAUGUGUGAUAGCCCAUUGAGCAGUGAGUCUCUCUUUGAUGCUCCUUAUGAGCCUGCAUUGAAAUAUUUUGAAUACACCUUGGCACGUUUUGCCUUGGGCUGACUGUGUGAUACUAUUUCUGACCUCAUUAUGAUCGUGAUAUCCUUUGUUUAGACUUAGAAAUUAUUUUUUGCUCUGUUUUAAUAAACCUGUACCAAACAGACUCUUCUUCUGUAAUUUAGAUAAUUCUUUUCCUUUUCGUAAUAAACUCAAAUUGAAAGUGAA